Trifolium pratense (red clover) is the source of this 375-nucleotide messenger RNA. Its product is annotated as secreted RxLR effector protein 161-like. The coding region runs from base 1 to 375 and encodes 124 amino acids. The transcript has a single exon. The record is from RefSeq and is a predicted model, not a curated record. NCBI's taxonomy places the organism in Eukaryota, Viridiplantae, Streptophyta, Magnoliopsida, Fabales, Fabaceae.
AUGGUGCCUGGGAACAAACUAAUCAGAGAUGAAAAUGGAAAACUGGUUGAUGCUACUAACUACAGACAAAUGACAGGAUGCUUGAUGUACUUACUUGCAACUAGGCCUGACUUGACAUUUUCUGUAUGUUUAGUUGCUAGAUACAUGGAGAGGCCUAUUGAGAUUCACUUGACUGCAAUCAAAAGAAUAAUGAGGUACCUCAAAGGAACAAUGGAGCUUGGUAUUUGGUACAGAAGAAAUGAGAAAUUGACAUUGGUUGGAUGGUCUGAUAGUGACUAUGCAGGUGAUCUAGAUGAUAGAAAGUCCACAUCUGGAAACGUUUAUAUGCUUGGUUCAAGUGCAAUUUCAUGGUCAUCAAAGAAGCAGAAUUUGUAG